Molecule: messenger RNA, 771 nt
Organism: Caenorhabditis bovis
Lineage: Eukaryota; Metazoa; Nematoda; Chromadorea; Rhabditida; Rhabditidae
Source: the annotation of a GenBank genome assembly
AUGCUCCAACAAACCGAUAGAGUUGUAAUGAGCACAACGGCGCUAAGGCCCGACCCGAAUAGGGUAAUAUAUUUGGAAUCCAUAAUGGCGAUCUGGCCAAUGGACAAUUCUCCAAUUUAUAUCGAACAAUUUUUACGGAUUUUCACGAGAUCGCAAAGAUUGCUGCGCAAGCGGCUUUUUCUUAUCGAGAAGCUAAAAGAUGCGCACACCGUCGGAUUGGUCAUUGGAAGUGUUGGUGUUCAUCGCCACAGAGAUGCUGUCCAGCGAAUGCGGACACUAUGCAAAGUCGGAGGCAAAAAAAUCUAUGUGAUUUCGGUUGGCAAGAUCAAUGUUCCGAAACUCUCAAAUUUCUCUUCGGACAUUGACAUAUUCGUGCUGCUAUCAUGCCCGUUCGGUGUUCUUCUCGAUUCGUCCGAUUUCUAUAGACCUGUUUUGUCCUUUUUUGAAGCGGAAGUGGCAUUGAAUGCCGGCAGGUCUUGGGCGGCCGAUUUUGGGUGGUCAGCCGACUUCUCGACGUGUCUUAAUGAUGAGAUUGUUGAAGAGAAGAAUGAUGAGAAAGGAGAUGUGAGUUUGGUAUCGGGAAAAGUACGAAUUCAGCAUAAGAAUAUUGAUGAGAAGGAUGGAACCAGCAGCACAAUAGCACUCUAUACUGCCGGAGAUUAUUUCAAAGAACGAUCCUGGAAAGGAUUGGAUGAUGGCGUUCGCGUUGAUGAAGACACGACGAUUCAGGAAGGUAGAUCAGGAAUCGCCCAAGACUACGAAGGAAAGUGA